GGGAAAUAUUUCGUUAAACUAUCAUUUUUAUAUAAUGAUCACAUUGAAAUUGGUUUCAACUUACAUCAACAGUGCCAUUAGUAUCAUUAACUAUGAUCACAACUCUAAUGCAUCACUUAUUCCCGAGUCCUCCCUGGUAAACCCCCACUAAACAAGGUUCCGGGACGGAACGCUGCUUAAGGUUAGGUGCCUAACGCACUGCCGAGAUAUACUGAAGUCGCACUACAUAGCCCGUUUUUAGUAGGCCAGUUCCAGGUACACAACCCCCCUAUCACCCCUACUAAACAUAGCCCUACGUGCGUACCACAGAGCCCAGCCCUAGAGAUCGUCGCCGUUUUUAUAUUUGAUUUACCCACUUAUCUCAAACCCACUGUUGCGUAUUCGAAUACGGUAUGCCAUAAGGCUAGGCCCUGAUCUUUUCAUCCCCCCAAUUAUUCUUCCUCUCUUGUUCGAGUAUGGUCGCCAGCGCAAUAUGUUAGUCUGGAGCAUAGUGACCCUUUUGGUCUAUUAUUUCUGCCCUGUGUCUCUGGCUGCUGGAAAUGGGAUCGGAGCACAUUCCUGGCAGACAUGGGGGCCUUACCGACCAAAUCUCUAUUUCGGAGUCCGCCCGCAGAUACCCGAUACGUUCCUGAUGGGGUUGAUGUGGGCCAGUGGUGAGAAUCGAAACAAGAUGUUAAAGACUCUCCGUGACACGUGCGAGCAAGAUGAUGCUGUUCAAAGAUAUGGCUGGACUGCUUACGAUACGCGUGUCGGCGGUUCUCAAGUUAUGCACGACAAGGAACUUCACAUUGGUUUAGAAACGGAUUUUAUCAAGACUAGAAUUGGAGACAAUUGGGCUGUUCGCGUCGCUGGAACUCCUAGACCGGAUGCUCCCCAUAAUGUGAAGACAACUGUCAUCUUCCACACAGCCGUUGAGAAUUCAAAUGACGCGAAAACCAUUAUAUGCGGAAGUAAAGAUCUUGAGGGCACAGACAGAGAAAUAACAUGCCGUGGAGAAGUUGAUGCACUCGGCUCGUUCGAAUUCUCCGUGGUGGGGGAUGCCCAGAAUAAUGUCAUCCACGCCACCUCAGUAAAUAGCAUAGAGGUACCCGAGGACAAGAUAUGGCAAGCCAAAUCUGUUUUCAAAGAUCGCGUUACCGCACAUAUUGGGAGUGGGGAUGAUAAUGUGAUGAUCGCCCAUGAACCAGGCAUUGGUAACAUGCAUUUCAUUCAAUUGACAUUUGAAGGCCCCUUCGCGCUCACCUUUAUGUAUCGUGCUUCAGGUGCUGUCGUCUUGCGCCCGAACGUCGUAGAAAAGGGUCUUGAAACCUUUCGUUCUGCGUUUCCCACAGGCGUCGACAAAGUGUUUCCGAGAGCGGCUCCCUUCGAAGAUGAGAAGUACGCGAAUUUUUCGCAGGCAUUAUUAUCUAACCUUUUAGGUGGAUUGGGCUUCUUCCAUGGAGACAGCAAGGUGGAUUACUCCCGCGCCCCCGAAUAUGAGGAGACAGAUGUCAAAUUCUGGGAGAAAGCUUCAGCAGCAAUGGCUCGUGCCCCGAUCACGACCACAACGCCCACAUCGCUUCUAUCCUUCACUCCCUCCCGACCAUUCUUUCCUCGCGGAUUCCUCUGGGAUGAGGGUUUUCACUUACUCCCGGUAAUUGAAUGGGAUUUGGAUUUAGCUGUGUCCGUGCUUGAGAGUUGGCUAGACCAGAUGGACGAGGAUGGAUGGAUUGCGCGCGAACAGAUUCUAGGCCCCGAAGCACGCAGCAAAGUGCCCGAACAGUUCCAAGUUCAAUAUCCGCACCACACUAAUCCACCUACCCUCUCCCUAUUGUUCCCAGUAUUGAUCUCAAAACUCGCCGGAACAUUCACGUAUACCGGUCAUCCAUCUGAUUACGUACCAUUACCUGCUCAGGCUAAGGUCAUGAUGAAAAGGUUGUACCAUCCGCUUGCGCGACACUAUAAAUGGUUCCGUCACACGCAAGUUGGGGACUUUAGCGGUAAAUACCCGCGACCCGAGGGCGCGGUGGUGGGUGAAGGAUACCGAUGGCGUGGUAGGACACCGAUGCACAAUUUAGCUAGUGGAUUAGACGACUAUCCCCGAGCGAAUCCGCCCCACCCCGGCGAACUUCACGUUGACGCGCUCGCGUGGGUCGGAGCUUCCGCGCAUGCCCUUCAUCAGGUAGCAGUAUAUCUCGAGGAGGAGGAGGAUGCGGCCAUAUAUGAGAAACAUCUAAAGGAAGUAAAGCAUAAUCUUGAUGUGUUACACUGGGAUGCUAUGGAGCAAGCUUACUGCGAUGCGACUAUUGAGGGUGAUAAGUAUAAAAGGGUCUGCCAUCAUGGAUACAUUUCUCUUUUCCCUCUACUUCUCGGUCUUAUAGACGCAGAUCAUCCGAAUCUACCGGCCGUCCUGAGUUUGCUAUCCGAUCCUAGAAAACUGUGGUCCCCCCACGGGCUGCGAAGUCUAAGCGCCGCGAACGAGUUCUAUGGAAAAGAUGAGGACUAUUGGCGUGGCGCGGUAUGGAUGAACUUGAAUGUAUUGGCUGUGCUACGUCUCAAGGAUAUAGGUUUGCAAGGCUACACCAGCGGCAAAGAACCAACCCCCACGCAGAGUGAAGCACUGUCUCUCGCAGCCCAGCUAAGGGAGCUUGUGGUGGAAACCGUGUAUAAGAGUUGGGAGGAGACAGGCUUCUUCUGGGAACAGUAUAAGGAUAAGACUGGCAAAGGGAGCCAUAGCAGAGCUUUUACGGGUUGGACUGCUUGUGUAACCCUCCUAUUAGGUGUCGAUCUUGCAAAAUACACCGGGAACAGCCCGGAGAGUGCUGGCGCCUCGUCGUUUUGGAUGUCUAAUUGGGCUUUCAUGCUCGCUUUUGGUCUUCUAAUAGUUGCCAUGGCAUCUGGGAAGCGGGUGGUAGCUCGGGUAAUUCGAACGAUGAGACAGUGGCGAACGUGGAGGCAGGAUUGGACGAACGGGCGGAGGUAUGAACAGGUUAUAGAUCUGAGCGAGCGCGAGCCCCAGUACUAGGGACUCUACUACGGUACUGGACGCUCAUCUCAGCACCGAUAUUCUUGACCAUAUCGAACCAUCCCCCACAACAAAACGUACAAUAAACUAGCCACCUAGAGGCGAUGGUGAGAUAGUAGGUACACUAGGCCCCGAGACCCUUUAGGGACAUGCCCAGUAAAGCAAGCCGUUACAGAAUCU
Molecule: messenger RNA, 3184 nt
Organism: Hypoxylon trugodes
Lineage: Eukaryota; Fungi; Ascomycota; Sordariomycetes; Xylariales; Hypoxylaceae
Product: glycoside hydrolase family 63 protein
Exons: 5
Coding region: 473-3004 (843 amino acids)
Biological process (GO): protein N-linked glycosylation; oligosaccharide metabolic process
Cellular component (GO): endoplasmic reticulum membrane
Molecular function (GO): Glc3Man9GlcNAc2 oligosaccharide glucosidase activity
Source: RefSeq, a predicted model, not a curated record